Messenger RNA from Thunnus maccoyii (southern bluefin tuna), 1518 nucleotides. RefSeq names its product histone H1-like. Lineage: Eukaryota; Metazoa; Chordata; Actinopteri; Scombriformes; Scombridae. Gene Ontology annotation, biological process: nucleosome assembly. Gene Ontology annotation, cellular component: nucleosome. The record is from RefSeq and is a predicted model, not a curated record. Gene Ontology annotation, molecular function: DNA binding; structural constituent of chromatin. The transcript has a single exon. The coding region runs from base 601 to 1218 and encodes 205 amino acids.
CAUGUUCAAUCUAACAUUUAGUGGAGACAGGAAGUCUUUUCCAGCGGAUCCAUCAGUGACAGUCUGUGUAACCGCUCUGAAUCACCGACAGUAACCGUGUGUUUACCUCCACCGACAACGUGUCUGAUUAAAAACUAAUAAAUCACAUCACUAAACUCGUUUCAGGUUUAUUGUGUCCUCUGGCGUCUCUUCUUACUAGAACACCACUGUCACAUUUAAUACAAACCACUUUAAGAUGUUUUAGGAGACGAUUUGUGAAGAAAACUCUCUGCGCGCCGUACAAAGUGACGGUGUAUCAGCGAGGUUUGAAGUCUCCCAGAAAGAAAUAAAUGAGUCCUGGACGCCAAAAAUGAGCUCAGUCUGAAGGGAGGAACGUUUCCUCACUGCUGUGAUAACAAAAGUGUUUGAAAACGUUGGUUUUCUGUGUGUUUUACCCCCAAAAUGUGGAGGAGAAAACACAAGUUUCGUCAGAUUUGAGGCGGCAGGCAGAGCGGCUCUGAGUGUUGCUUCUCCACGGUUCUCAUAUGCUUUAUAAAUGCCGCCUCGUGCCCUCUGCUUGGACAGACUGUCCGCGAGACGAACAGCAGACUAUACACGAAGAUGGCAGAAGAAGCUCCAGCAGCGGCCCCGGCGAAAGCCGCCCCUAAAGCUCCGAAGAAGAAGAGCGCUCCCCGGCCGAAGAAGGACGGACCCAGCCUCAACAAGCUGAUCAUCGGCGCUGUGGCGGAGUCCAAGGAGCGUAAAGGGUUGUCGGUGGCGGCGCUCAAGAAGAUUUUGGCGACCAAAGGCGUUGAUGUCGUGAAAGCCAACAAACGUAUCAAUACUGCGGUCACGAAGCUGGUGACAAAAGGCACUCUGACCCAGACUAAAGGGACCGGGGCCUCCGGCUCCUUCAAGCUCGCCAAGGAGACCAAACCCGCCAAGCCGGUCAAGAAAGUGGUGAAGAAGAAAGCCGCCGUCAAAGCCAAGAAGCCCGCAGCCAAGAAACCCGCAGCGGCCAAGAAGCCCAAGACAGCGGCAGCUAAGAAGACAGCAGCUGCUAAGAAAUCCCCCAAGAAGGUCAAGAAGCCCGCAGCGGCCAAGAAAGCAGCCAAGAGCCCCAAGAAGGCCGCCAAGAGCCCCAAGAAAGUGGUGAAAAAGGCUCCUGCAGCUAAGAAAGCUCCUGCAAAGAAGGUGGCCAAGCCCAAAGCCAAGAAGGCAGCACCCAAGAAGAAGUGAGCUGUCAUCAGUCUGAACAUGUGAACCUGAUCAAAGGCUCUUUUAAGAGCCACACAACUUCUCUAAAGAGUAGCAUCCUUUUAAGGGCUUUUUUUCCCUUUUUAGUGUGUGAAACAACAGCAAAUAAUACUCCUAUGCACGUUAUGGUAGAUUUAACAAAAAUAUGAUAGCUAACUUUAUUACAAAAGAUAACAUGCACACUGAGCCUUCAUUGGUAACAUCUGCAUGUCAUACAGCUCCAUGUCUCACCAUUCACUGUGCAUCAUAAUAGUUUGGUGCAAUUAUGGCAAAAAAACAGCA